Messenger RNA from Clupea harengus (Atlantic herring), 4693 nucleotides. It is a transcript of the gene cdh5, whose product is annotated as cadherin 5. Gene Ontology annotation, molecular function: cadherin binding; protein phosphatase binding; calcium ion binding. The record is from RefSeq and is a predicted model, not a curated record. Gene Ontology annotation, cellular component: catenin complex; plasma membrane; adherens junction. NCBI's taxonomy places the organism in Eukaryota, Metazoa, Chordata, Actinopteri, Clupeiformes, Clupeidae. Gene Ontology annotation, biological process: adherens junction organization; cell migration; cell-cell adhesion mediated by cadherin.
ACACUCGCUUGUUUCUCCUGAGUCCAGCCCACUGCCGCGGUGUGCUCAGCUGUAAUUAGCAGAAAGGCUGACAGGUCUUAUCUGAUUUCCUGGUCGGUGGCGGUGAAGAGACGCGAGAGUGAGUGACUGAGAGAGAGAGAGAGAGAGAGAGAGGGAGAAAGAGGGAGAAGGGAAGGGGAGGGGAGGUGAGCAGUGGACUCUACAGAGAGCCGCGACAGCAGGGACAAUAACAGGAAAACAGUGGGCUUGUGCUUGGGGCUCGGGGCUGGACUGAACUCUGCGUCCAGCGGGCAGCCCUGGACAUCCUCAUUUACUCUCACUCUGCUCUGGACUCUCACAGGUCUGUGGAAGACCAGUAGGACAGAGAGCCCACCGCAGCUGGACACUGGACACUGGACACUGGACACUGGACACUGGACACUGGACUCCUCCUGUGCCGUGGGAUUAUUACCUUCACAAACCUGCCGUGGACAUAUUUCACUAAAGAAGACUAAAUCACUAAAGAGAAACAUCCUCAGCUUCGAUGAUGAGGACAUCUGGUGGGGUGUGGGGUCUGCGUCUCCUAGUCGUGGCCCUGCUCCUCUGUGUGGCCCAGGCUCAGUAUGGGCCCCCGGGGCCUCCGGGCGCCGGCAGCUGGGACUGGAAACGCCUGUUCGCCAGCGAGGAAAAAGAAGUGACCGACCCACAGGAGAAAAUCGCCACGCUAAGCAAUAAAAAAUUCAACAAAGACACACAUAUGUACCGCAUUGAGGGAGAGGGAGCCAACACCAUUUUCCUUGUCAACGAUCAAGGAGACAUCUCUGUCAACGACAAACUGGAUCGGGAAAAGAAAAGCCUCUAUCAUCUCAAAGCCAGGCUAAUAGACAGAAGCACCAAUCGGGACGUUGAGGAGCCCUCAGACUUCUUAAUCCAAGUGCAGGACAUAAAUGACAACGCGCCGGUCUUUCAAGGGCCAUUUAAAGGAUCCAUACAGGAAAUGUCUGCCACGGGAACCAUGGUCAUGAAAGUCAACGCUACUGAUAAGGACGACCCUACGACCUCAAAUGGAAUGGUCCGUUAUAUGUUGCUAAAUGGAACAGAUCUCUUCACCAUCCAUGAAAAAGAGGGUGUCAUUAGGACGAAAGUGGCCAAUUUGGAUCGCGAGUCCAUCUCUGAGUAUAAGAUCAUAGUUCAAGCCAAAGACAUGCCUGGCCAACCCAACGGAAUCGUAUCCACGUCUACUAUAACAAUCAGUGUAACGGAUGUCAACGACAACUUAGCAACCUUUAAGAUGACACAGUAUGUCUUCAGAGUGAGUGAGGAUGUCAAGCCAGACUUUAAGAUCGGCACGGUUGAAGUCGAAGACAAAGAUGAGGAGCAGAACAAGAACCCAAAGUUCCGAAUCGAGGAGCGCAUCAUCAAUGAGUUACUUGACAUCAAACAGGACCAGCAUAAAAACGGAGUACUUUUCCUCAAACAACCCUUGGACUACGAGACGAAGAACAGCUACAGAUUCACAGUGUUUGUGACAGAGGACAUCGUGAAAUUCCCCGGACUGCAGCAAAACACAAAUGUCAAAAACAAAGCGGAGGUUCUCAUCACUGUGACGGAUGUCGACGAGCCGCCGGUCUUCAGUAAGCCAGAGUAUAACAUCAGCGUUCUGGAGGAAACGUUUCCGCAUGUCUUCCGAGAGGUUAUCAAGGCCAGGGAUCCAGAUCGAGACAAUCACCCUAUCAGGUACUCCAUUGAAGACAGCAGCUGUCCAGUGGAGAUUAAUCCGGUGGACGGGACACUGUCUCUGAAGACGAAACUGGACCGAGAGCUCACAGCUGUGCACAGGUGUCCGGUGACGGCUGAGGAAAACAUUCUAGAUGGAAAGAAAUCCUAUGUGAUGGUGAACUUGGUUGUUCAGGACAUCAAUGACAAUGCUCCCAAGUUAUUCAAUGGGGAGAUCUUCGUCUGUGAAUCUGAUAAGCGUGGGACGGUCAUCGGUAUCCUCAGUGCCACUGACAAAGAUGAAAUCAAGGGCAGGUUCACCUUCAGGCUGGCCAAACAAAGCCACAACUUCACCCUUACAGACAACAACGAUGGUAAGGCCACCCUGGGAGUGAAACAGGGGGGCUUCAGAACGGAAGACUCCGCCGAGCAUGUGAUUGAGAUCGAGGUGGGCGACGGCACCCUGAAGAGCAUCGAGCCGCUGCACAUCAGGGUGUGUCAGUGCAACGGCAACCGGACCGCCGAGUACUGCAAGCCUCACCGGCGGCAGGUCGGCGUCAGCGUUCACGCUCUCAUCACCAUCCUGCUCUGCAUCGUCACCAUCCUCGUCAUCGUGAUCCUGCUGGUGCUGCGCCGGCGGUACCAGAAGGACUCCCUGGUGGCCAUGGGCAAGUCUUCCGGCGAGAUCCACGAGCAGCUGGUCACGUACGACGAGGAGGGCGGCGGCGAGAUGGACACCAACGGCUACGACGUGUCCAUCCUCACCUCGGCGCGCCACGACGCCACCCUGCUCCCGGGCCCGGGCCUCUACGCCAUGGUGAAGAAGCCACAGGCCUGCAAGGGCGACAUGGCCGCCAUGAUCGAGGUCAAGAAGGACGAGGCGGACCACGACCGCGACGGCAUCCCCUACGACACGCUGCACAUCUACGGCUACGAGGGCCCCGGAUCUCUGGCCGGAAGCCUCAGCUCCCUCGGGUCGUCCUCGUCCGGUGACAGUAUGGACUACGACUUCCUCAACGACUGGGGCCCGCGCUUCCGAACCCUGGCAGAGCUUUACGGAGUGGACUGCUACCCCGGGGACUGCCCUUACUGAGGAGCCAGAUGCAUGUUCUUGAUGUUCCUGCUGAACUUCUGUUUUUUACUGCCCCCCCCCCCCCCCCCAUUUUAAAAGCCAUCCAGGGCUUUGGGGGCUGUUGGAUGAGAGGUCUCCACACACCGAGCUCUGGGGAUGGACCGGAACAAGAACAUUUUCUAGAACCUUUUGAAAAUGUGCCAAUGCUAUUUCGUGUCAGACAUUUUGGGAUGUGAUGAGCACACAGUUUUGUCUGAAAUUGUCAUUGUUAUCUUUGUUAUUCUUGGCCUAUUUGAUUUUCUUGGCCUGUUUUUUGUACAUUUGUAAUGGAACGUUUGCGCAAAAUUUGAGAACAUUUCCUAAAAUUCCGGUUAAUGUGCUUCUAAUUUGCUUAACAAAUCUGUAAACAUUUUAGGCUCUUUUAGUUGGAGCGAUUGCAACCCAAGUGGUUCUCUUAAGUUGUUCAAGUCAGUUUGAUAAAUGACAGCCAGUGUGAGGGAUUUGUUUUGCUUUGAUAAAGCUUCAUAGAAGUCAGAAUUCCUAUUUGCACAAUUCUGAUGAGUCUUAGACGGCAGCCAUGCUUAAAGGAAUGAAGCAACGAUGUGCCAAUUGAUUUUAUUGUUCAUCUGGUGGCUUUGGGUUCCAAAGAAAAUAAAACACACUAUUGUCCAGAGACUCAUGCAGGAAACGGAGAGAGCAAGGCUUUGACAGAAUUAAAGUCUAUCCACAGUUUAUUUGACAGGACUCAUCAACACAUCGAUUGUUGUCUGCAGGGUUUGAAAUCUCCGAGGUCCCCAGAUAUAAAAAUAUCACAGGCUACUCAGGAAACAUCGGCGCUGAACAAGGCUUGUCGAUGGCAGAGAUGACAACUGAAUAACUCUAACCUUUCAUCUCUGUGAAGCUAUACUGAAUACAGAAAAGCUUUUUCAAAAAAAAAAAGCCAACUCGAAGCCACAGCACAAUAAUUACACUCAGAAUACCACAACAAUGCAAUGCUCUUAUCAACAUAAACAAUUAACAUCACCGAACCCGUUCUUGCCCGUGAGACUAAACAGGGUAAAAUGAGUUUGGUCUUCUUGUUUUGUUUGGGGUCCUAUUCUGUUUUCUGAUGAUUUCCUUAAUGCCUAAGAGUUAGCGACUUGGGGGGAAGCUGUUCCAUAAACCACCAGUACAAUAUGUGGAAGCCACUGUUGCCCCCUUUCCUGCUGGGUGCUGCUCACUACACACUGCGCUACCGUCCUUCGCCGAGCGUCAGGCUGGGCCCCCCGUGCUUCCUCCACAUGUGGGCUUCAGGAAACUCACUUCCUGUCUCAUUAUCUUCUAGGCAGGGACACAUUGUGAGCAACUUCCUGUUUUCCCAUCUGGGGACAAACCUUGGGAGCAAGGGGGCAGUGGGAAAAACCUGAUAUCUCCACCACCUUGCUCAUUCUUCUUGGGGUCCUGAUAUAUCCACCACCUUGCUCAUUCUUCUUGGGGUCCUGAUGAUAUAUCCACCUCCUUUGUUCAUUCUUCUUGGGGUCCUGAUGAUAUAUCCACCACCUUGCUCAUUCUUCUUGGGGUUAUGUUAUGCCAAAGGUCAGAAUCGCUGGUCAUGUUUAAACCACACAUAGAUGACUUAGUCCCUCCUACAGUCCGUACAUGUGUAGCAUACAGCCCAUUGGUGAUAUGUUUACUGGACGACUACAUGGACUGAUCAUUUGUACCAAUCCUAAAAACAAUGUUGAUUGUCUGGGACAGCUUCUAACCAAUGGCAAGGCUUCUUCUUGGAGUAUUGUCCAUAAUGUAAUCUUGUUCCAUUCUCAUUCAUAAAUCACAGAACAGAUUCAUAUCUGAGCCAGUAAAUUCAAUCCUUUUUCAUUCACACACACACACCACACACACACACACGCACACGCACACGCACACGCACACAUGCACACGCACACG